AUGAAUGCCAUUCGUGUCCACCCAGCCCCACCAUCAUCCACUCCGUAUUCACCGUCAAAUCCAGCGCCAACUUCCGCCUUACGCCUAGACGAGAAUGUGCCUGUCCCCAAGCUUUCAAAGCCCGGUGAACUGCUUGUCAGCCUCAAGGCAACCACAGUGGUUCGGGAUAUGCUGACGUGGCCCGAGACAUAUGUCCACCCAUAUGCCAUCAUCGGAAACGACCUUUCAGGCAUUGUGACUGAAGUAUACGGUGGCAGCAAUAAAUUCAAGCCUGGAGAUGAGGUAUUUGGCAUGGCAAACGUGGAUCGUGCCGCGACAUGGGCAGAGUUCACACUCGCCACCGAGGAGGAAAUUGCUCUCAAGCCAAGCGCUUUCUCCUGGGAGCAAGCUGCGGCCUUGCCCCUGACCGCUCAAACUGCCUACGAGGCUUUAUUCACCCAUGCCGGGGUGCCUGUUCCCUCAGUGGAAGAUGCCAUGAAGAACCGGAAUGAGUCGCCUCGCUCCAGCCAGAGAAUAUUGAUCACUGGAGCCUCGGGCGCCGUGGGAAUGCAUCUGGUCCAGUUGGCCUCUGCGGCCGGACUCCAUGUUGUGGCUGCUUCGAGUUCCAACGCGCGAAACCAAGACUUCCUCCGUGGCCUGGGGGCAAAUGAAACGAUCGAAUACACCCUCAUGGACGACUACCGGUCAAACUUUGAUGUCAUCAUUGAUGUGGUCGGAGGCGACGUCUUGGUCAAGUGUUGGGACUGCGUGAAAGAUAGUGGCACACUUGUAUCUGUGGACUCUGCGAGCUUUGAUUUUGUGCAGGAGCAUGAAAAGCGUGGAUUAUGCAGACCAGGGGUUCGAGCCUUAUUUUUCAUUGUCGCUGGGAGCAGCGAGGGUUUGCAGUAUCUUGCGAAGCUCGCAGAGCGAGGAAUAUUGCAGUCAUUGGUCGUUCAGGCGUAUCCGUUUGACAAAGUGCAAGAGGCAUACGAGCAUGCCAACAGGCGACAUACGGGACGUGGGAAAAUUGUCUUGGUUAAUUGA
Molecule: messenger RNA, 1023 nt
Organism: Penicillium olsonii
Lineage: Eukaryota; Fungi; Ascomycota; Eurotiomycetes; Eurotiales; Aspergillaceae
Source: the annotation of a GenBank genome assembly